UUUGGUUCCUCACACUCUGCCCCUUUGAAGAGCAAAAAUUACUCUCUUCUUUUUCGUCUCUUGUAGUGGUCAUUGAGUGAGUCAAAGCCCAAAUCAACUAUGGCCAUUAUGAGUAUUUUUCUAACACUUUGUCUCUUAGCAUUUGCGUCCAGCGUCGACGCCAGAAUCCCUGGCGUUUACGGUGGUGGGGCGUGGCAAAGUGCUCACGCUACAUUUUACGGCGGGAGCGACGCUUCUGGCACAAUGGGUGGGGCUUGUGGAUACGGGAACCUUUACAGCCAAGGGUACGGCGUUAACACGGCAGCGCUGAGCACGGCGCUGUUCAACAACGGGCUGAGCUGCGGUGCUUGCUUCGAGCUAAAGUGUGCUAAUGAUCCUCAGUGGUGCCACGCUGGCAGCCCCUCCAUUUUCAUCACCGCUACCAACUUUUGUCCCCCGAAUUUCGCUCAAGCUAGCGACAACGGUGGUUGGUGCAACCCUCCACGUCCCCAUUUCGAUCUCGCCAUGCCCAUGUUUCUCAAGAUCGCCGAGUACCGCGCCGGCAUUGUUCCCGUCUCUUAUCGCCGGGUUCCGUGCCGAAAGCAAGGGGGAAUCAGGUUCACGAUCAACGGGUUCAAGUACUUUAACUUGGUCCUGAUCACCAACGUCGCGGGUGCAGGGGAUAUCGUGAAGGCGAGCGUGAAAGGAUCAAAGACUGGGUGGAUGAGCUUGAGUCGUAACUGGGGUCAGAACUGGCAAUCAAAUGCCAUCUUGAUUGGUCAGUCACUCUCUUUCAGGGUCACAGGCAGUGACCGACGCACCUCCACUUCUUGGAACGUUGUUCCUUCGAAUUGGCAAUUUGGCCAGACUUUCACCGGAAAGAAUUUCAGGGUCUGACUCAUUCCUACCCAAUUUCAGAAGCCUUACUACUUACUAAUAUAAUAUAUAAAUAUAUAUAUUUAUAUAUAUAUAAAUAGGUGAAUCAUGUUGAUUUUUCUUGGAAAAAAAGAAAGAGAAAGAAGUAGUGAGAAAAUGAAGGGGAAAGUGUCGUUGGGAUUAGUUAAAAAAAAAAAAAACUAUUUUGACUUUGAGGGAGGAGGACUGUUGGUUGGUCUUAUAUAUGAUCUUAUCAGACUCAGUACUUUGAAUUGAAUGUUUUGAAAAGAGCUGAAGUGGCUUCAAAGAUAGGUGGCCCGCAGCUUUGCUCACUAAGCUAAGCACCAUAUCAAAUAUAAUAUUUAUACACUGUUUUCAUAUUUUGGUCUAUAUAUAUAUAUAUAAAGUUUUGUUAUUUUUCUUUA
Molecule: messenger RNA, 1280 nt
Organism: Cannabis sativa
Lineage: Eukaryota; Viridiplantae; Streptophyta; Magnoliopsida; Rosales; Cannabaceae
Product: expansin-A4
Exons: 3
Coding region: 100-876 (258 amino acids)
Biological process (GO): plant-type cell wall organization
Cellular component (GO): extracellular region
Source: RefSeq, a predicted model, not a curated record